AUGAUCACGAACCAACGGCUCUUCCGCGACCUGUAUCGCAAUGUCAUGAACCAAAACUACAGCAUCUUUACAGAGCACUUAUUCGACGUCGUUCAGAUCGCAGCGGAGCGCGAGUUGACGGCAGACCUGCCCACGCCGAGCGAUGGCAUCGCAAUCGCGUGGAACGCGGUCUCGAACGCGACGAUCCCGAGGAAGGCCAACAAAUCUAGACGCAACUUCGUCCAAGAUUCUCGCACAGCCCUCCGACUGAACAGAAAGGUGCACUACAGUCCCGUAUCGGACCCUCCCCUUGAUCUCGACCUGGGCGCGCUCAUCCAAACCCACGCGAUAUUAUCCUGGCAAUGCCAGAAGCUGAUCGAUGCGGGGGUGGAUUUAAAUAUGCUAUCGCCUGGCAUGACGGAUGCCACCACGAAUGAGGACACGUGCGUCGAGCUCGACUCGCCGUCCGAGCCCGGUGCCACCACCUGCGGAGUGUGCCACGCAAACGCCAAGGUCGACGGGGUCAUCAAUCAUGGCUGUAUUCUAUUCUCCCAGUCCGCGCGCGAGACCGUCCUGUCCAUGCGAGCCGGGACCCAAGUCUACGCCAAAUGCGUCGCACGGCAGCUCGUCGGGCAUGGCAUGCGGUCGGAAGUAAUGGCACGGCGUGCGGCUGCGCUUUGCAAAGACAUCUUGAAAGAAUUGCGCGCUGAUGGCCCGCAUGAUCUCGUCAAGGCUUUCAGUCGCGAGGCGCGCCAUGAGCUCCUCACGAUAUUCAACCAACACUGGCAUCCGCUGUACGGACAGUGGCGAGUGGGAGGAUCAAAGACGAUCCAAGUCAGUGAUCUGCGGAAGCUAGGUACGACUUUGUCAAAGGCAGUGGCUAUCUUCCUCGAUGAGGGAGUGGCUCGCGUGACAGAUGUGCAUGACUGUCUAGAUAUACUAGCCAAGGGGGCACCUUGGAAAGUUCAUCUAGCGGCCAUGCACACCAUGUUCACGAGUAUCACCUGCGCAAAGAUGUGCAAGGGAAAGAGCAAGGAUCGUGCUCUCCACUUCCGAGCAACUGUAUUAGAGCGCAAGAGUAAGGACGAGUUGUCGGCGUGGGGGUCGAGUCCUGCAGUACGCGAGAUGAUCCAGGUGAGCGAUGCGAAAUGUCCUCGAUCUCCAGAAGUGUCCACUGAGCGACACGGUGCGUACGCCCAGGAUAUUACCAGUGUUAUUGACUCUUGGAGCCAAAAACCCACGGCAGGCGCCACCCUCGCUUGUUGA
Messenger RNA from Heterobasidion irregulare TC 32-1, 1245 nucleotides. RefSeq lists its product as uncharacterized. Bases 1 to 1245 code for a protein of 414 amino acids. Lineage: Eukaryota; Fungi; Basidiomycota; Agaricomycetes; Russulales; Bondarzewiaceae. The record is from RefSeq and is a predicted model, not a curated record. The transcript has 2 exons.